UCCCGCACCCGGUACCGCCGCUGGACGCUGCCGUGAACGGCUGCCUGGAGCGUCUGGCCGAGCGGGCGCUGGACGUCAGCCGUCUGCCGGCGCCGCCGCCGCAGCUACCGCCCUCGCUGCCGCUGGCGCCGCCGCCGCCGGCCGCCGCGCCGCGCCACCACUGGGCGGCGGACCACAGCUCUAAUGGCUGCAUGCGCUGCGGGGCGGCGUUCAACGCGCGCUUCCGGCGCCACCACUGCCGCCGCUGCGGUAAACUCGUGUGCGAGCCGUGCAGCAAACACCGCGUUCAGCUGGACGGCUGUGGCCCGGCCCCGGUGCGAGUCUGCUCCGUCUGCGUGAUGGCCGUGUCGGAGCAGCCCGGCGGCGAUCAGCUGUCGCCGGAUGACGUCACACGGGCCCGGGAGCCGUGCUCUGCCGGACCGCCGGCGCUGCGGCUCACCGACAGCGCCGCGCACAACGUCCGCCAGCUGGAGCGGGUGCAGUUCGGGCACGCGCCGUCCGUCUCCACAUGUCUGCUGCUGCUGCAGCUGCACACAGACGCGGCGGCCGGCGGCCGGCUGGUGCUGCGCGCGGCGCGCCAGCUGCUCUGGCAGCCGCCGCCGGCCGCCGCCGCCCACCCGGCGCUCACGGCCGGCCUGGCACGACAGCUCGCUCUGGCCGCCAAACUGCUGCUGGCGCGCGCCGAGCGGCCCGCAGAGGAGAUGGCCGCCUGUGACGCGCUGCUGCGCGCCGCCGACGUCAGCCGGCUGCUGGAGGAGGCCGGCUGCGGCGAGCUGUCGGCCGGCGCUGACCUGUCGGACCGCGCCGCGUUGCGCCGCCUCCAGGCCGCCAUGGUAGGCCGAGAGCUGUGGCGGCCGGCGCUCGACGUCUCUACUAAGGCCGGCCUGGACUGCGGCGCCGUCUGGGCCGCCUGGGGACUGGCCACGCUGCGCGCCGGCGAGCUGGCGGCGGCGCGACCGCGGCUGGCGCGCGCGCUGCGCCCGGCCGCCGAGCCGGACCGGCGCCGCGAGCAGGCGCGCCUGCUGUCGGCCGUGCGUCACGGCCUGUAUGGCCGGGCGGCGGCGGUGGUGCGCGAGCUGACCGUGCGGCCAGAGGACUUUCACCGGGCGCUACUGGUGCCGGCCGUGCGGUGCGGACAGCUACAGCAGCUGCUGGACGCCCUCAGGAAGGACAGCCCCUCCCUCAGAGGCUGGAAGGUGUACCUGGAGUUCAGCUGCGCGGAGCUGCAGCAGUCGGGCGCGUGGCACACGCUGCUCCAACUACAGCUGGCCUGUGGGGACCUUCUGAGGGCGGCCAACACCUGCAUCCGAAUCUACUGCCGACAGACCAACUAUCGCUGCUACGCGCAGUCUCUGCACCAUCUGGAGGCGGCCCGGGACCGGCUCAGCGAGUACCUGAACAGAGCCGACUGGAAGGCCGCCCGCGCCCCAUCCGGACGCAUGCCGCUCGUGUUGCCAUGGAAACAGGUGUCGCAGCAGCUGACUGCCGUCGAGCUACAGAUUCAGGUGACUCGUUUUCUGAGCGAGCCGCGGCACCUGAGCGAGCAGACGGCUCUCUCGGAGGAGCCGGCUCCCACGCUGCUGGCCGGGCCGGACCAGCGGCGCCGGCUGGUGGUCACACUGCUGGCGGCAACUACCAGCGUACCGGACGCCCUGUGCCUGGCGCACCGGAUCGAGCGCUCGCUGGGCGUGGAACUGGGAGAGCUGGUGCCGGCCGUGGCCGAGCGGCUGGUGGCGGCCGGCCGCUGCGACCAGCUGCACCAGCUGCUGCAGCUGCUCAUGGACACCACGCAGCUGGGACAGCAGACGCUGCGCCGGCUAGUGGCGCUGCCGCCGGCUGGCCACCCGUGUGUGGGCCUGCUGCUCACCGCCAUCACCGAGCCCACCGUCAGGCUGGAGGCGCUGGUGCAGUGUCGCCGCUACAAGGAGGCCUACAUGUUGGCUGCCAGCCGGCGCCGGCCUGCCGAGGUGUCCGCCGUGCUGACAGGUGCCGAGGGGGCCGGUCAGACCACUGUGGCCACCAUCUGCCGGCGCUGGCUGCAGCGGCACGCGCCGCACCUGCUCUCACAGACGGCUGAUCGGACGGCGGAUUCUCCGCCGCCCUCCAGCGUGGCGAGCUCGCCGGGCCCGGCCACAGACCUGGCGUCCGGUGGCUCACCGGCUGGUAGCUCCGCCGGGACCUCCACUGGCGCACCGACUCCGGCCGCCGGCUGUCGCUGAGACCAGCCGUCCUGGAUCCUUUACUGUUCAGAAGGGUCGCGGCAGUUUAGAGGCAGAGGAGGCUGUCCCUUGUUAGGGACGGCGACGACGAACAGGGACCGAUUACUGACAGCAUUGCAUUUGACACCGACCCAGUCUAUCUUCUCCGGCCGGUCAGUCGACGUUUUGUGAGCCGCUGCCGGGGGUUGUCACAGACGCCUGGCUGACCGGUACGAUAGUGUCCCGUUGCUGCGGGGCUGGGCGAAGCACAACGAUGGUAAUUCAGGACGGGCAUUGGACUUGGCUGUGAAUGUGCCAGUUUUUUGUAUGCGCUCUGCUUUAACGUUCAUUUAGGGAUUCAGUAGGGAACUAUGUAUCCUGUAUUAUCCAUAACCCGUGGGACAGACCGUAAUCUAAAAUAUGUAUCUCGUUUAUUCAGUGUCACGUGUUGAUAGCCUAGGUCUUUCAGCUGGUUUACCCUCAUCCACAGCAGAUCAAUACGUUUCUGAACUAUGCAUGGCUAAGAAACUUUAAUUGUUACUCUUACAGUAUCAUUCUAGCGUCGUCUUUGUUCAAAUAUGUUUUCUCAGGAGCGGCAUUAUACGAUGGCAGUCGCAUCUUUCGUGCGUCCUAUUGCUGCUAAUCACACAUUGCUCGCAUAAAUAGUGGCUUUCAUCUGACUUGUGUAGAUUGUACUUGAUAUGGUUCCUACGGUAUUGUACGACUGGGCUUAACACUUGGCUGUGUAUGAAUCCGGAGCGUAUUUCGUCAGUGUCAGUAGUUUUCUUGGACACCUGUAGCUUUAAUUGCUCAGAUCGGGUGCUCGAUUUUUCGGCAAAUAGUACAUGUUUCUUGCAGGCCUGUGUUCGUUCCCGAAACAUCUGGGUUUGAGGUAGAAUCCACGUUGGAUCGGCCACAUGUGACAGCCGCUGGUCGGCUGACAUUGCCGAAAGAUGACAAUCCUAUGAACGGUCGAUUACGGAAACGCAUGCGAUUGGCCGCAAUAUGUAUCCAAAUGUGGACCAAAGCACUCAGUUGUGUGUCUGUUGUGGGGUGCCAUAGUACUCAGCUGUGGGCAUAUUUAUACUUUCUGCUAUCAUAUUUUUGUAUAAAGUGUGUUUUGUAAGGAUUGCAAAGAGUGCACGUGUGGUACCAAAUAUAAAGUAAAGAGCA
Amphibalanus amphitrite is the source of this 3371-nucleotide messenger RNA. Its product is annotated as zinc finger FYVE domain-containing protein 26-like. The record is from RefSeq and is a predicted model, not a curated record. NCBI's taxonomy places the organism in Eukaryota, Metazoa, Arthropoda, Thecostraca, Balanomorpha, Balanidae. The transcript is spliced from 9 exons. Gene Ontology annotation, cellular component: centrosome; lysosomal membrane; midbody. Gene Ontology annotation, molecular function: phosphatidylinositol-3-phosphate binding; metal ion binding. The coding region runs from base 192 to 2219 and encodes 675 amino acids. Gene Ontology annotation, biological process: mitotic cytokinesis; regulation of cytokinesis; double-strand break repair via homologous recombination.